Messenger RNA from Acanthamoeba castellanii str. Neff, 1614 nucleotides. RefSeq lists its product as uncharacterized. Gene Ontology annotation, molecular function: DNA-binding transcription factor activity, RNA polymerase II-specific; RNA polymerase II cis-regulatory region sequence-specific DNA binding. Bases 1 to 1614 code for a protein of 537 amino acids. The record is from RefSeq and is a predicted model, not a curated record. NCBI's taxonomy places the organism in Eukaryota, Discosea, Longamoebia, Acanthamoebidae. Gene Ontology annotation, biological process: regulation of transcription by RNA polymerase II. The transcript has 3 exons.
AUGGAGGGUCCGGAUGAUCGACCCUACUACCUCACACCCAACGACGUCGCCGACUGGCUCAAGCUCAACUACAAGCUGGGCAAGCAGGGGCACAUGGCGAAGAGCACGAUCUACAACGACUACCUCGAGCUGUGCGAGGAGCGCGGAGCCAAGCCCAUCAUCUCACCCACCUUUUUCGGCAAGUUGGUGAAGCGGGCAUUCCCCGGUAUCCAGUCUGUGCGCAAGGGACCCCGCGGCCAGGUCCGCCAGUGCUACGCCCGGCUCAAGAAGCGCAAGAACCAACUGGUCGCCGCCCCUCAUGGCGGUGCCGGCGCCUAUGACGGCCUGUCGCCAGCCGGAGCGCAUCACCAGACACCAACAACGACAACUCCGCCGCUCGAUCUGACCGUCGGACAGCAGCAGCAGCUCCACGCGGCCGCCUACCAGCAGUACUACCAGCAGCAGUUUGCGGGGCUGCACGCGGCCCAGUACGGCCUGGCCGGCCACCACUACGCCGCUUACCCCGGCCUGGCCGGUCAACAGCACCGGACUGAAGUCGAUCGACCGGCCCAGCAGCAGCAACACUACGUCGACCAUCACCAUCUGCUCCAGCAACACCAACAGCUCCCGCAGCUCGAGGUGGUGCAGCACCACCUGCUCGCGCUCCGGGGCCGAGUUAAGGAAGAACAGCAGAACCAGCACCAGUACUCCGGCGGUGGCUCAGGAGGCGGUAGCGGUGAGGCCGCCGAUGACGAGCGAAACUACGGCUCUCCCGGCCAGCACCAUCAUCAGGCGGGGUCCCGGGGCUCGUCUGCCGUGGCCGAUGGCUACGGAAGAGGAGACUCGGCGGCCGCCGAUGCAGCGUCGACGCAAGGCUCGUCGCCGCUCCUGUCCUCGUCGCUGUCGUCGUCUUCGCCGGCCUACAACCUGCUGCCGCCGCUCCAAUCGAGCUCGCUGCACCAGCACUCGCCACUUCUCUACUCUGCCUUCCACUCACCGGCCGACGCCGCCAGCCACUAUGGUCUGAGGCACCACCAACAGCCCGCCAACAGCAGCAGCAGCGCUGACGACCUCUCGGGGUCAACCUCCGCCCAGCGGACCGCCUAUGCGUCCGCACUGGGCAGUUUUUCCCACUUCCCGACCACCACGUCGUCGAUCAGCGCGCACCCGCCCACCCCGAACUACAACAACCUUGAUUCCUCCUCUUCGCCCAAUCUUCUGACCUCGCCCACCCUCCCGCCACCCUCGCCGCUUUUCCCUCCUCUCUCAUCUUCAUCAUCGUCUUCUUCCUCGUCGCAGAUCUACAUGCCCGCGCACCACCAACAGCACCAUCAACAGCAGCAGUCGCCGACCUAUCCCUACUACUAUCGCACAUCAACGGAACAACACUACACCCACACGAGCUCGCCGCCAGGGUCGUCGCCCUCGUCGUCCCAGCACCUCCAGUCCCAAGCUCCGCCUCCGGCCAUCCUCCACCCUCCGCUCACGCACCCCGGAGGCGCACACUACGCCAUGCGGCUCACGCCGCUGCCGCCCUACCCCAGCAGCUACACAUCGCUCCACUCCGGCGCCGGCGGCUCGGAUAGAGCGUCAGCGGGGGCUGAUGACACCGAAGGCGCUCGCCGUGGCAGCUGA